AUGGAUGCGAAACCUUUUCUCUCAGAGCUUCAAAGACAGCCAGAAAACAAAGUCUGCUUUGAGUGCGGAAAGAGGAACCCGAAUCCCGAUUGGGCAAGUGUAACUUAUGGCGUUUGGAUCUGUGUUGAAUGCGCCGGUAAACAUCGUUCUUUAGGUACGCAUAUGUCAUUCGUUCAGUCACUUUCACUUGAUAAAUGGACAGAAGCUAAUAUCGCCAAAAUGAAAGUUGGCGGAAAUUCUAAAGCAAUGAAAUAUUUCCAAAGUAGAGGUAUCGAUAAACUUGAAAUUCAUCAGAAAUAUUCUAAUUCAUUUGCCAAACAGUACGCACAACAGAUUACAGCUGAUUCAAAUAAAAUUUUAGGUAAAAAUUCACCAAAUAUUCCACAAAAAACUCAAGAACCAACAAACACAGUCAUCAAAUCAGUAUCUAGUGGAAACAUUGAUAAAGCAGCUACUAUCAAACGUGAAAAUACACCUGAAGUAAUUAUCGAUCACCAACCAAAACCAAUUCCAAUUCAGACACAGACACAAAGCACUUCUACACCAAACUUUGCUGCUAAGAAAUCUUUUAAGCGCCCAACUAAAAACCAGCGCGGAAAACCAAAGGCUGUUGCAAUAUCAGUAGAAGAUUUUGAUGAUGCCCUCGAACCAUUAUAA
Molecule: messenger RNA, 657 nt
Organism: Trichomonas vaginalis G3
Lineage: Eukaryota; Parabasalia; Trichomonadida; Trichomonadidae
Product: GTPase activator protein
Exons: 1
Coding region: 1-657 (218 amino acids)
Biological process (GO): COPI coating of Golgi vesicle
Molecular function (GO): GTPase activator activity
Source: RefSeq, a predicted model, not a curated record